AUGGAUGGUGUUGAACAAGGAAGAAAAUUUGGACUCUUUGAAUCUGUGGAGGUUCUAACCAAAGUUUCCUCGAAUUCUAGCAAGGUUUCCAGUUACCAAAGUCAUGAUGGUGUACAACUACCUCCGGUGCUAAGAGAUCCAGUGCUUCAUGACAGUAUAGAUCCUUAUCAGAGGUAUUUCUCUCUUGGAAUGUAUAUGGAGGAACUCUUGCCCUUGUUCCUCUUUUUCUGGAUUGCUUGUUGUGUCAGUUUAGCUGCUCUUGUUGAGGCAAGUCUCGGUGUCAGGUCUUUUACUGAGAAUGGCAUAUAUGAUGAACCCCUUAUCGUACAACUGAAAAUUCUGAAGAAGCAUCUUUUGGAUAACUCUGUAAAAUUUCUUGAUGUAACGUCUCAAGCAGUGCGGGGGCGUGCACCUUGA
Molecule: messenger RNA, 417 nt
Organism: Arabis nemorensis
Lineage: Eukaryota; Viridiplantae; Streptophyta; Magnoliopsida; Brassicales; Brassicaceae
Source: the annotation of a GenBank genome assembly